This is a messenger RNA of Sinocyclocheilus grahami, 6972 nucleotides long. It is a transcript of the gene adgrb1a, whose product is annotated as adhesion G protein-coupled receptor B1a. Gene Ontology annotation, molecular function: G protein-coupled receptor activity. Gene Ontology annotation, biological process: adenylate cyclase-activating G protein-coupled receptor signaling pathway; cell surface receptor signaling pathway; engulfment of apoptotic cell. The transcript is spliced from 31 exons. The record is from RefSeq and is a predicted model, not a curated record. Lineage: Eukaryota; Metazoa; Chordata; Actinopteri; Cypriniformes; Cyprinidae. Gene Ontology annotation, cellular component: plasma membrane; dendrite; postsynaptic density.
GCUGUUGCUCCACAAGGGGGGGCUGCAGGAUAUAUGCUUUAGUGCCCAAUUGCCUGCCUUCAAACACUGGAUCCAGUUUGUGUGGACAGAGCGGGCGAGGAGAGGAAGACUCCUACUGCCUCGACACGCACCGAGAGAACACCCGACCCGAGCCUGGGCUACACUCACCGCAUACCUCCCUGGAGCCUUCACACACCACUUCAGGACUUUUUAUCCGGAAAACUGGACAACCAUUACUACUUGCGGGCUGGAUUAAAUAAUAAACAUUUGGGGAACAGAGUAACAUUAUGAGAAGUGACAGAACAGACACACAUUAACAGGAUCCGCUGUGAAUUUAUGGAUGCUUGUUGCUUUUUUCGGGCACCUCUCUUCCACUGGAGCAAACAGACCUUCUUUUGUGUCAUUGUUCAAACAGAUAUUGCCUGUUGAAAGAAUGAAUACACCGAACUUAUUCUGAACAAGUUGGAGGAAUAGUCGAAGGCUUUUAAUGUGCAGACAAGCAGAUGGGACAUGGCAACUUUUUGGAGAUCUCUGUGAGGGCGUCUGGCAUCAUGGACAGCAAACUAGAUCAUUGAGCCGAAGUUCCCUCUCAUCCUGAGCUGUCGGUUCAGACGGUUCUGCAAACAUCUGAGAAUAUCAGCUAGUUUACAAAACGAGGCUGUUGAUCUUACAUUAACAAGAAAAGGUGCCCAAUAAGAGAUAUCUUCAGCCUCACACUUUUCUGCACACUGUUCUGCCGUUUACAGCCAUGAUAUCAAAAUUCUUCCGGAAUUGUUUAUCGCUGGUCCUACUUUUCCCUCUUCAACUGUUGUGGCUGGACAUGCUCAACGCUGCCCCCUCUGGUCCGGAGUCUGAUAUCUGCUCCACACUGGUCCAGAGCCGCUUCUUUGGAUUCUUCCUCUCGUCCUCUGUAUUUCCUAGCACACCCUGCUCCUGGACCCUGCAGAACCCCGACCCACGGCGCUACACCAUCUUCAUCAAGGUCACAAAACCAACCAGAGACUGCAUUUCCAGACAGCACCGGACCUUCCAGUUUGACUCCUUCUUGGAGACGACACGAACCUUUCUCGGGAUGGAGAGCUUCGACGAGGUGGUGAAGCUGUGUGAUGCCUCUACCCACGUUGCCUUCCUGGAAGCUGGAAAACAAUUCCUGCAGAUCCGGAAAGGGCUGCCCAGAGCGGGUGCCGGGUCCAGGAAUGGUGAUGGGGAAUUUAAGGUGGAGUAUCUCGUGGUUGGGAAGCGUAACCCCAGCAUGGCUGCCUGUCAAAUGCUGUGCCAAUGGUUGGAGGACUGCCUGACCUACAGUACCUCCAGCCGGCCCUGUGGCAUCAUGCAGACACCAUGCCAAUGUUGGGACCAGUCCCCGCCGGACAAAGACACCAAUGGAUGCUACUUGGAGAACUGCAUCCCUGUUGUGAAAAAAGGAACAGCUGACACUAGCGGUGGCUGGAGUGGGUGGGGCAACUGGGCGGAGUGCAGCAGUGAAUGUGGAGGUGGAGUCCAGACGCGUACACGCACCUGUCAAUCACCACCUGAGGAGGCGUACUUGUGCGAGGGUGUUCUGGAAGAAGGUCAUCCCUGCAAUGCUCAGCCAUGCAUCGGCUACAGGCAGUAUUCCUCUAAAGGCAAGGGUUUAAGUCCAGUGAAAUACAAAGGAAUGCAAGAAGCCAUGCUUGGCAGAGGCCGACUUGGCACUCGUAGCCAAUCCCUGCGCUCGGUGGACAGCCGUAAACGAGAGGACUCUGAUAAGACCCGCAGCGGACAGCAGUCAUCCCAAACAGUGGAUCCUCCGUCGGGUGGGGAGUGGUCUGCGUGGAGCGCGUGUUCGACCACGUGCGGUGAGGGCUGGCAGAGCCGCACACGCUUAUGUGUCUCCGUGCCGUACAGCACGCAGUGCAGCGGGCCGCUGCGUGAACAGAGACCCUGCAAUAACACUGUUGUAUGUCCAGCCACUCUGAUUACAGUACAUGGGUCGUGGGAUGAGUGGACUCCAUGGAGCUUGUGUUCUUCAACGUGCGGCCGUGGGUACAGAGACCGUACCCGCUCCUGCAAGCAGCCACAAUUUGGAGGAAACCCCUGCGACGGUCCGGAGAAACAGACCAAAUUCUGCAACAUUGCUGUAUGCCCAGUGGAUGGCGUGUGGAAUGAGUGGUCCAGCUGGAGUUCCUGUUCCUCGUCCUGUUCAAAUGGAACAAUGCAGCGCACUCGGGAGUGUAAUGGGCCCUCGUAUGGGGGCCUGGAGUGUCAGGGCGAGUGGCGUCAGACAAGAGACUGCUUCCUCCGAGAGUGUCCUGUGGAUGGCCAAUGGCAGCUCUGGAGUUCUUGGGCUGGUUGUACCAAAACAUGUGGUGGAGGAAGCCAGCAAAGACAGAGGGUGUGUUACGGUCCAUUUUUUGGGGGGGAGCCAUGCCCAGGGGACAGAGAGGAAGUUAGCCGUUGCAAUGAGAAGAGAUGUCCAGAGCCGCAUGAAAUCUGUGACGAGGAGAAUUUCUCUAACGUAGUGUGGAAGAAAACUCCUGCAGGAGACACUGCAGCUGUCCGCUGCCCUCCGAAUGCUGUAGGACUAAUUCUUCGGCGAUGUUCGUUGGAUGAUGAGGGCAUUGCCUACUGGGAGAACCCAACAUACUUGAAAUGUGUCUCAAAUGACUACCGAAGUAUCCAAACACUGACCAGAGAUCACCUGUCCAAGGCUCAACGAGGGCUUGUGGGAGAUGGGGUCUCUGAAGUCAUGACCAAGCUGAGGGUGACGUCAAGUGAUGGAACAAGCUACAGUGGAGACCUUCUGGCUAUCAUAGAUGUACUGAAAAACAUGACGGAGAUAUUUAGGAGGUCCUACUACAGCCCCAGUAAUGCAGACAUGAGGAAUUUUGUGCAGUCAGUGAGUAACUUACUGAUGGAAGAAAACAGGGACAGGUGGGAGGAAGCACAACUGCUGGGGCCCAACGUUAAGGAGCUUUUUCGUGUAGUGGAGGACUUUUUGGACGUCAUCAGUCUCCGCAUGAAGGACUUCCAGGAUACUUAUGAGGUCACCGACAAUCUGGUGUUGAGUAUUCACAAGCGGCCUGUCGCAGGAAAUGCAGAUAUCACUUUCCCCAUGAAGGGGUGGAGGGGGAUGGUGGACUGGGCUCGCAACUCUGAGGACAAAGUCAGAGUGGCUAAAGACAUCCUGGUCACUGGAAAACCAGAUGAAGAUGACACCUCAGCAUUUGUAACUGGCAUUGUACUGUACAGAAACUUGGGCAGUAUUCUCUCUCUACAGAGAAAUAGCACAGUGCUGAACUCCAAGGUGAUCUCUGUGACAAUCAAACCCAUUCCUAGCUCCCUCUCAACUCCACUAGAGAUUGCGUUCUCACACCUAUACAAUGGUACCACAAACCAAACCUGCAUUUCCUGGGAUGAAAAUGACAGCUCUUCGUUGCUGGGCUCCUGGUCUGCGCGAGGCUGUAGAGCGGUGCCCGUCGACUCCAGCACAACUAAAUGCUUGUGUGACAGACUCUCCACCUUCGCCAUUUUAGCACGCCUCAAUCCCGAUGUGAACAUGGAUAAGACCCAGCUUCCAUCUGUGACUCUGAUCGUGGGCUGCGGGGUCUCGUCCCUCACCCUGCUCCUCCUCAUCAUCAUCUAUGUGUCUGUUUGGAGGUACAUCCGCUCAGAACGCUCUGUCAUCCUCAUCAACUUUUGUCUGUCCAUCAUCUCCUCCAAUGCACUCAUACUCAUCGGACAAACUCAGACACGGAACAAGGUUGUUUGUACUCUUGUGGCUGCAUUUCUGCACUUCUUCUUUCUGUCCUCUUUCUGUUGGGUUCUCACGGAGGCAUGGCAGUCUUACAUGGCCGUGACAGGCCGUCUUAAAAACCGCAUCAUACGCAAACGUUUCCUCUGCCUUGGUUGGGGUUUACCUGCUCUCGUUGUAGCAAUUUCUGUUGGAUUCACCAAGGCAAAGGGAUAUGGCACUGUUAACUAUUGCUGGCUGUCUCUGGAAGGUGGACUGUUGUACGCAUUUGUGGGACCAGCUGCUGCUGUCGUCUUGGUACAAUUUCUCUCUCUGUUUGAAUUAUUCACAGAAAUAUUCUGUCCCUCAUUUUCAGAUUCAAUUGUGUUGAUUUGACUUUGCAGUCAGAUGACAGUGCCACUGUACAAUAUGACGCUCAAAUGUGCCAAGUGCGGAGUUAUCUCGUCGGCUGACGUUUCCACCACAGCUACCAGUAAUGCCAUGGCGUCGCUGUGGAGCUCCUGCGUUGUACUGCCACUGCUGGCUCUCACUUGGAUGUCGGCGGUCCUGGCAAUUACUGACCGCCGUUCAGCCUUGUUUCAGAUCCUUUUUGCCGUCUUUGACUCCCUCGAGGGCUUCGUUAUCGUGAUGGUGCAUUGCAUCCUACGCAGAGAGGUACAAGAGGCAGUAAAGUGUCGUGUUGUUGACCAUCAAGAAGAUGGAAACGGUAACUCUGGUGGAUCUUUCCAGAACGGCCAUGCUCAGCUGAUGACUGACUUUGAAAAGGAUGUGGACAUGGCUUGCCGAUCAGGCACCCUAAAGCGUUCCUCCCAACUAGGUGAGGAGAAGGUAGCUUCACAGCAGAUCACGGUACAGAAAGGCUCCAACUUCAACACCCUUCCUGCCAGCAUGGCAAAGGUCCACCUGCAAAACGUUGCUGACUACGCCAGCCACACUCUCACCAUGCGUCGUGAAAAAAGCGCCAUUGCCGGGGUCAGUACAGAGCUACCCGGAGCCAAAUCUAUUUACAUCUGUGAUGGCGAGCUCUUCAAGCAACUGGAUGGAACCCCGGGAGACACCAGUGGUCCCGAAGGAGGAGGAGGAGGGUCGGGCCAGGGUUACGUGCUCUUGCCCAACAACAACAACACACUUAGGCCCACAAAGGGCAGCAAGGAGGACCAAGCCACAAAGUACAACAUCAGCAUCGAACAGUUACCCCAGACCAGGCUCAUCCAUCUGGCCAACCCUGCUGGCACCGAUCCUGUGCCAGGCUUUGGGUUGAAGACCCUGCCCACCGAGCGAGUCAGCAUUUCCUGCUCAGAGAGGGACUCCCCUGUGCAGACAGUGCAGAACAUCUCCGGCGAGUCCCAGAUGACAAACACAUGUGAGCAAGGGGACUCUGGGAACUCUGGCAUGAUGUCUAAGAGUGAGACCAUCUCAACACUGUCUAUGAGCUCUUUGGAGAGACGAAAAUCACGCUAUGCAGAGUUGGAUUUUGAGAAGAUCAUGCAUACACGGAAGCGCCACCAGGACAUGUUCCAGGACUUAAACAGGAAACUGCAGCAUGCAGAGAAGGACAGGGAUUCACCCCCAGUGGACGGGAAGACUGGGAAGAGAUGGAGCGUGUCAUCAGGAGGCAGCGAUAAAACCAAUCUUAGUGACAAGCAGCAGACCCCCAGUAAGCGGGUAUGGGAGGGCAUCAGGAAGACCCACUCGCCACCAUCAUGGGUGCGUAAGGAGCUGGAACCUCUACAGGCCUCUCCUCUUGAGAUGCAAGCGGUGGAGUGGGAGAAGGCCAGCGCCACCAUCCCUCUGGUGGGCCAAGAGAUCAUGGACCUGCAGACGGAGGUCUGAGAGACCCCCAGAGCAUUCAGAGAAACAGAACAAACUUUACUCGCAUGGAAAAGGGACAAAGAGAGGGAAUGAGAUUGGAGUGAGAGUGCGGACAAACAAAAGUAUGCAAGAAAGAGAGUGAAAGCAACAUGGCUGUGCAAUUUUUAUUUGUGUUGUAGUUGUUGUUGUUUUUUUGUAAUCCUGGAAUGGCCUUUUCCUUAAUGUCAAAGUGAAUCAUAACACUUUCGAAAAUCCAGGUCUGAGCCUGUUGCUAUGGUAAUGAGCUGGCACUACCAAGAACAGCUGAACUGGGCAAGUUGAGUGCUGACCUGGGAUGUUGCCAUGGGAACAUUGGGAUUGACUGACUGAAGGGAAGGACUGGAAUUCAGACUAAGAGCAGAUGAGCCUUAGGGAGUGGCCUUCAAUUUCUUACACACCUGGAUACACACACACACAUAUUUGUGAUCAUGUCCCAUUUAUGGAAGAGUGAGAAGUAGCUCUAUGACAGAAAGCUCUCAAACUGUCCGGCAGGAAUCAGGUGAACUACACGUCAUUCAAAAUCAAAUUCUUGAAUAUUAUUAGUCUUACCAUCAUUGUUAUUGAUCAGUGUGACACACAACAUGCAUAUGCUUGGGGCACUAGAGGCGACGUGAUUGCCCAAAGCCAUUUGACUGUUAACCUGUCUCAAACGCCCUUCCGAGCAAGUACAGCCUACAGCUUAGCCACUCUGCUGUCCCGUGCACCGCACCGACCUGCGGAUCCUUCAAAAGUCAGUCAACAACGUGAGAUUCAGCUUGAAAGCGGGUCGGCGGUCCAGUUGGAGGGAUCAUGGGAACCCACACGUUUUCAUUCGCUUGAUGUUUCCAUCAGGAUCACUGGAGCUGAGAGACCUGAAACAAACUGCUGAGUCUCAGAAUAAGUGCAGAAUCAUGUUUGAAAGAGAAAACGGAGAUGAAUAUGAAUAUAUAAAUAUAUAUAUAUUAUAAAUAGUCUUAUAUAUGAAACUGCAGAGGGGUGUUAUUCUCUGGUUAGGUUGUGGUCGCACACAGAGAAAGCACAAGACUCACUCCUCAGAGUCCUGUUGUACAGCAUUGUAAUUAUUUCCAGAAGAGUUCUACAAAAUGAAUUUUAGCCUAUAAAUAUCUUUCUUACUGUGCUUGGGGAAUAUUGUUAUCCUUAUUAUAGAUAUCAUUGCGAUUCUGAGAUCCCCCCUCCAAAUCUCAUCGGGUUACUGGACUAUAUCAGUGUUCUGUAACAUCAUGUAACGGUGUGUCUUUCGGUAUCACUGACUGUCAUUCCAGAUGAUACGUACUUGCCUGAAUUCCCCACCAUGAACCCCCUGCCCUACUCCUUCUCUUCCUCUCCCUGCUUUUCCACACAUCUUUUUUUAAGUUCACUGGGGUUUCUUUGUUAUUGUACAGUUUUCA